This is a messenger RNA of Pseudogymnoascus destructans, 2241 nucleotides long. RefSeq lists its product as uncharacterized. Lineage: Eukaryota; Fungi; Ascomycota; Leotiomycetes; Thelebolales; Thelebolaceae. The record is from RefSeq and is a predicted model, not a curated record. Bases 862 to 2241 code for a protein of 459 amino acids. Gene Ontology annotation, cellular component: mitochondrion; cytoplasm. The transcript has 4 exons. Gene Ontology annotation, molecular function: L-kynurenine:2-oxoglutarate transaminase activity; pyridoxal phosphate binding. Gene Ontology annotation, biological process: biosynthetic process.
CGGGUGAGGGGGCCCGCGCGCUGCUAGCUUCGGAGGCGAGGUCGGCGGCUGAGAGGGCGUCGCCGAUAGAGCAGUUGAUGUAGAUGCGUUGUGUGGGCGGGACGGGGGCUUUGCCUUUUCGGUCAGCUUGGGGCGGUGGGGGAGGCGGGGGUUUGAGAACGGUGGUGAGGAGGGAGGAGUCGGGGAGGAGGCGGCCGGAGUAUAUGAGGCGGAGGCGGUUGAGGGAGUGGGAGGGAGGGAGGGAGGCACGGAUGAGUGAUUUGAGGGUUAUGAUUGUGGUGCGGCUGGGGAGGGGGAUGUCGAGGUCGAGGUCGGGGAGGGAGGUGGUGAAGCGGACUGUGAGGGGGAAAGGGGCUUCGGCCUUUGGUGGCGGGGCGGUGGUUGGUUCCUCCAUGGUUGUGUGUUUGUCACUGUCACCGUGGAGGAGAGAGGAUGUUGCGGCCUCGUGGCCGGUGGUAGAGCUUCGGGGUUUCGCAUGCAAUGUUAAUCAGUUGGAGUAGCAUAAAUCCCAAGCAGAGGCAGGGGUAGGUCAAUCGCAGUAAGUUGGCGAUAUGCGUAUAUACAAUAGGCGUGGACGCGAUGAUGAAGUUGAAGCUCCGCAGCCUGAAGCCAACAACGCAAGGCUGACAGGUUUUACGGGUUUUGGGCAACAUAGUUCCGCCGAUUCCGGCCUCGAUUUACGGAGUAGUGGAACCUUGGGACAUCAUACUCUACCCCGCAAUGUUACCCCAACUAUUACUGGCAGAUGAGGACGGAACUAGAAUUCUAAAACUUGAAUAACCCCCUCUUCUUCCCCCGCCAUAGCCUCGUUGCCCCUCACCGUCCUCUUGAUCUGAACCCUUUGCAGCAGGAGAGCUAUUCAUGAAACUUCAACGAAGCUCUCCCAUUCUCUCCAGCUUCCUUGCAUUGAGAAGGACCGAACAUACACAAGCUAAGUGCCUGGCUGUGAGAAGCUUCAGCACGACAAUGGACAACAGAGCGAAGCUGCUACCCGCGGCUAGGGUCUCCAAUAACAGACAAGAUGUGUGGACAAUUGUGAAUGAGGCUGCUGCGGCGUCUCCAAAGCAGCCAAUUGUCAACAUGGGACAGGGCUUCUUCGGAUACAACCCCCCCAAGUUCAUUACCGACGCUGCCAAAGCUUCUCUGGAUAGAGUCGAAUGCAACCAAUACUCUCCCACGACGGGUCGUCCCUCUCUAAAGAAGGCACUUGCCGAUGCCUACUCUCCAUUCUGGGGCAGAGAAAUCGACCCUGUCACUGAGGUCACAAUCACCACUGGUGCAAAUGAGGGCAUGCUGAGUGCAUUCAUGGGCUUCAUCGAGCCGGGAGACGAGGUUAUUGUGUUCGAGCCGUUCUUCGACCAAUACAUCAGCAACAUCGCCAUGCCCGGCGGAAAGGUCGUAUACGUCCCUCUUCACCCACCUGCAAACGGUGCCACCGAGACCUCCUCAGCAGGAGAAUGGUCCAUCGACUUCGAUGAGCUCAAGGCCGCCGUAACCACAAAAACCAAGAUGAUCGUCCUCAACACCCCCCACAACCCCGUCGGCAAAGUCUUCUCCAAAGACGAGCUCCUCAAGAUCGGCCAGCUGUGCGUCGAAAACAACAUCAUCAUCCUCUCCGACGAAGUCUAUGAUCGCCUCUACUAUGUCCCAUUCACCCGCAUCGCCACGCUCUCCCCCGAAAUCGAGCGCCUAACCCUCACCGUCGGCUCAGCUGGCAAGAACUUCUACGCCACAGGCUGGCGCGUCGGCUGGCUCAUCGGGCAACCCCACCUCAUCAAGUACGUCGCCGCAGCCCACACCCGCAUCUGCUACAGCUCUGUGUCUCCGCUCCAAGAGGCCUGCGCCAUCGGCUUCAACGAAGCCGACAAGAACGGGUUCUGGACCGAAGCCAACGCCGAGAUGAAGGCCAAGAUGGACCGCUUCAAUGACAUCUGGCCCGAGCUAGGACUGCCUUACUCCGAGCCUGAGGGCGGUUACUUCGUGCUCGUCAACUUCAGCAAGGUCAAGCUGCCAGACGAUUACCCCUUCCCUGCCCAUGUUGCGAACAGGCCACGGGACUUCAAGCUUUGCUGGUUUUUGAUCCAGGAGGUGGGUGUGGCGGCUAUUCCACCAACGGAGUUUUAUACUGAACAGAAUGCGCACUUGGCGGAGGAUUAUCUGCGGUUUGCGGUUUGCAAAAAUGAUGAUGUUUUGGAUACGGCUAAGGAGAGACUGAGGGGUCUGAGGAAGUAUAUCCAAUAG